Molecule: messenger RNA, 5075 nt
Organism: Dermatophagoides pteronyssinus (European house dust mite)
Lineage: Eukaryota; Metazoa; Arthropoda; Arachnida; Sarcoptiformes; Pyroglyphidae
Product: dual oxidase 2-like
Biological process (GO): defense response; response to oxidative stress; superoxide anion generation
Cellular component (GO): plasma membrane; NADPH oxidase complex
Molecular function (GO): heme binding; calcium ion binding; superoxide-generating NAD(P)H oxidase activity
Source: RefSeq, a predicted model, not a curated record
AACAACAGCAAUAUUCCUUAUCAAUGAAUUUCCUUUUUUUCUUUCUUUCUCUAAAACAUAACACAUAACAUGUCGACAUUGAUUCGAAUUUAGUCCAGUCAUCAUCGAACAAUCAAUCAUGGACAUUCGCAUAAUCAUCACCAAAAUCAUCAUUACAAUAAUAAUAUUGAUUAAUUUGAUUACAAAUUAUUCAUCGUCCAUACCAUUAUUAUCGAAAAGUUUAAGAAAAUUCAAUAAUGAAACAACAGAAACAUUCAAUAAUGAUGAUGCUAUUGUCGCUGAUGAAUUAAGUGGAUCAUUAUUACAAAUAUUUCAAAAUUUUCCAUUCGAUUCAUUACAAUCAUCAUCACCAACGAAUAUUGAUGAAUUUUUAAGCUAUGAUGGUUGGUAUCAUGAUCUAAAUCGUCCAGAUCUUGGUUCAAAUGGUUCACCAAUAAAAAAAUUAAUGUUUCCAAAAUUUCGUAAUAAUUCCGCUGAUGAUAAUGAUGAUAAUAUUUUUAUGAUUAGUGAAUCAAUAUUCAAUGAUAAUCAAAUACAUUUUUCAAUCAAUGGUAAAAAUUUAUUAUCCAUUUAUUUUGGUAUGUUCAUAUUGAAUGAUAUGUUGGAUACAUGGCAUCCAAAAUGUCCACCAUCAUAUCGAAAAAUCCCCCUUCCACGAACAUAUUUUGAUCGUAAUGGAAAUCAAAUACCAUAUCAAUCAAGUACAACGGAACAUAGUUUUAUGUUUUUGAAUGAAAUUGAACAUUGUAAAUUGAUGGAUUCGUUGGAAAAUCCGCCAAACAAAAUGAAUUAUCGUAGCAUAUGGAUUGAUGGUGAAUUAAUUUAUGGUAAUUCAAAAUUUUGUUCAGAUUUUUUACGUACAUUUAAACGUGGCCGUUUAAUCGAUCAAACACAAUCGAAUCAUCAUCUUAAUCAUUAUCAUCAUCAACAUCGAUUUGGUAAAGAAUGUUUUAAUUAUUUCGGUGAAAAUCCAAUCAAUGAAAAUCCAUUUAUAUUAACCAUACAUUUUAUUUGGUUACGAUGGCAUAAUUUAAUUGCCGAAAUGAUUUAUCAAAAAAAUCCCAAACUUUCCGAUCAAAUGAUUUAUAUGGAAGCAAGAAAAUAUACCAUUGCUACUAUGCAACAUAUUGUAUUCAAUGAAUGGUUACCAUCAUUUUUAGGUGAAACAUUACCCGAAUAUCAUGGUUAUGAUCCAAUGAUUGAUCCACAAAUUAAUGAUUUAUUUGAAAUUCUUUCCAAUGCAUAUCUUUAUACGUUAAUAUCACCAUCAGUAUUCAAGUUGAGUACAGAAUGUUCGAAAAAUUUUCGUUAUUCUAUCCUGCGUACUUGUAAUACCUAUUUCGAUCCAAUAAACUAUUUGGUUCGUGAUGGUUUUGAAAAAAUUCUUAUCGGUUUAUUAUUACAAAGUUCACAACGUGAUGAUCAUUUUAUUGUUGAAGAUAUUUUACAUUAUGCAAAAGGUAUUGGUGCUGAUUUUACUAGACAAAAUCUAGUUGCCAUUUUAUUACAAUAUUCAAGAGAUUUUCAACAACCAGAUUAUCUAACAGUACGAAAAACAAUCGGUCUAGAUUCAAAUAUUACAUAUGGAUCAUUUCGACAAUUAUUACGUUCACAAUGGUCAUAUUCAAUGCGUAUCAAUCAUCGUUUGGAAAUAAUCUUAUCAAAAUUAUAUCAGAAUAUUCAAAAUAUUGAUCUGAUUGUUGGUGCAUUAUUAGAAAAUAAUGGUAAACAACCAGGUUCGAUGAUAAAAUAUUUUUUUCUUGAACAAUUUUUACGUUUACGUAAUGGUGAUCGAUUUUAUUUUGAAAAUUUGAAUUCAAAUCAAUUUGAUUCAUAUCAAAUUAAAAUGAUAAAAUCAAUCAAAUUUUCCGAUAUAAUUAAAUCAAUAACCAAUGUUAAUGAUGAAUUAAUACAAUCAGAUGCAUUUAAAUUACCAAAUGAAGAUCAAAACCGAAUAUCGGAAAAAUGUUUUGAAAGUUUACGUAAAUUAUUACGUAUUUAUCCAUGUGAAAUUUCGGAUAAAACAACCAAAUGUUUAACAUUAUCAACAUUUCAGACAUUUGUUUCGAUGGAAAAUUGUACAAAAGGACAAUGUUAUGAUUAUUUUAAUGGUAGUGAAUUAUCAUUCGUGGUUACCAUUCUACUGAUACCAUUAUUCAUAAUAAUAUUGGUUAUAAUAUUGAAAUUAUUAGUUUACAUGCGGCAUCAUAAAUCCGAAUGUCAACGUAUAAAAGUAUCAAAAUUACGACGAAUGACAAUCAAUAAUGAUGAUAAUACAAUGGUACAAGAAUGGUUAGGUAAUAAUGAUGGUUAUCGUAAUACAAUUAUAUCGUUGAAUUCAAAAUCACGUUCAAUCAUUGUACGUUUACCAUAUGAAUCACGUAUUGUACGUUGUAUUUAUUUAAAAAAUAAUUCUAUUGGUAAAAUAUCUAUUGAAUUAAGUUUAAAUAAUAAUCAAAAUUAUAUGCUAAUACGUUUUCCAAAAGAAUAUGAUCUGGUUUUGAAAUUUGAUUCAUAUUAUGAUCGUGAAAAAUUCUUAACAAAAUUGGAAGGAUUUUUAAAUGAAAUUCAUUAUCAAAUGGAAAGAACCAAUAAAGAGCUGAGAUUUAUAUUCAAAUCAGCAUAUACUCGUAAUAAACGACAAAAACAUUUGGAAAAAUUUUUUCGUGUUAUAUUUUCACAAGCAUUUAAUCAAAAAAUGGAUAAAAAACAGCUAGAUAUGAAAACGGCUAAAGAAAUUAUUGAAACCGAAUUAACUGAAUUUGAAUUUGCUGAAGUAUUAUCAAUGCGUCCGGAUGCAACAUUUGUUCGACAAAUGUUUCGUUUAAUUGAUUCGGAUAAUAAUGGUUAUAUAUCAUUUCGUGAAUUUCUUGAUGUUAUUAUUAUAUUUGCAAAAGGUUCAGCGGAACAAAAAAUUCGUAUAAUGUUCGAUAUGUAUGAUGUUAAUCAAACUGGUCGUUUAUCAAUGGAUGAUUUUAGUUCAAUGAUAAAAUCAUUAUUGGAAAUUGCAAAUCAAAGUGUAUCACCAAAAGAAAUGCAACAAACAAUUCAAUCAAUGUUAAUUGAAAAUGGUUUUAAUUCAAAAAAAGAACUAACAUUUGAUGAUUUUAGCCGUUUAUUUCAUAAUUAUAAAGAUGAAUUAGGUUAUACGGAAUUGAAUUUUGAUCUAUCCAAUUUGGAUAAAUUACCAACAUCAUCAACAACAACACAAACAACAACAACAAAACGAAAAAGUAAAAUAAAUCGUGCAAAUGAUACAAUUGUUCGUAGUUAUUUUGGUGGUAACCAGAAGAAUAAUAUUGUACCGGAUUUUACCAAACAAGCACCAACAUUUUUAAAAAUUGAAACACAAGAACCAAAACUAUCAUCCGAACCAGAAUGGUUAAUAACAUGGAUUCGUUUUUUGGAUGCAAGGAAAAAAGAAAUUUUUUUCCUGAUUUUCUUUAAUCUUAUUGUUUUGAUCAUUUUCCUGGAUAAAGCUUAUUAUUAUAUUGAAUUGAAUGAAUCAUCUGGUUUACGACAAAUAGCCGGUUUUGGUAUACCAUUAACACGUGGAUCGGCAAGUGUUAUAAUGUUUGUUUAUUCCGCAAUCCUUUUAACAAUGUGUCGUAAUAUUAUAACCGUUAUACGUGAAACAUUUCUUCAUCAUUAUAUACCAUUUGAUUCGGUUGUUUCAUUUCAUAAAUAUUUAGCAUUCAUUGGUUUUAUAAUGGCAAUCAUACAUUCAUUUGGUCAUUUAAGUAAUUUUUAUCAUAUAUCAACACAACGACCACAGGAUUUGAAUUGUAUUUUGUCCGAAACUUAUUUUUCAUCAAAUGAAAUGCCAAAAUUUUAUCAUUGGGCAUUCGGUACAAUUACCGGUGUAACGGGUUUCAGUUUAUUAGCCAUAUUAUUCAUUAUCUAUAUAUUUGCAAUACCAUAUUCAAGACGUCAUAUAUUCAAUGCAUUUUGGUUAACACAUAGUUUGUAUCCAUUAUUUUAUCUAUUAAUGGUAUUACAUGGUUUAGGUAGAUUAGUACAGCCACCAAUUUUUUAUUAUUAUUUUAUCAUACCUUUGACAUUAUUUACAAUUGAUCGUUUGAUUAGUGCAAGUCGAAAAAAGAUUGAAAUAUCGGUUGUCAAAGCAACUCUUCAUCCAUCCAAUGUUACAUAUUUAGAAUUUAAAAAACCACCAAAUUUUGAUUAUAAAAGUGGUCAAUGGUUACGUAUUGCAUGUCUUGGUUUGAAUCCAAGUGAAUAUCAUCCAUUUACAAUUGCAUCAGCACCACAUGAAUCAUCAUUAUCAUUAUAUAUACGGGCUGUUGGUCCAUUUACCAAAAAUAUUCGUCAAAUGUAUGAUCAUAAUCAAUUGAAUGGUCGUCCUUAUCCGAAAUUAUAUCUGGAUGGACCAUAUGGUGAAGGCCACCAGGAUUGGUUUCGUUUUGAUGUUUCAAUAUUGAUUGGUGGUGGUAUCGGUAUUACACCGUUUGCAUCAAUCAUCAAAGAUAUUACAUUUCGUUCAAGUAUUAAUGCAAAAAUUAAUUGUAAAAAAGUUUAUUUCAUAUGGGUAACUCGUACACAAAAACAUUUUGAAUGGAUGUCUGAUGUUAUUCGGGAAGCAGAGGAAAAAGAUUCAAAUAAUUUAUUGGUUACACAUAUUUUCAUAACACAAUUUUAUGAAAAAUUUGAUCUUCGAACAACAAUGUUGUAUAUUUGUGAACGACAUUUUCAACGUAUUUCAAACAAAAGUCUUUUUACCGGACUACAAGCUAAAACACAUUUUGGACGACCAAAUUUUAAAGUUUUUUUUGAAUCAUUACAAUAUGAACAUCGAAAUGUGGAACGUGUCGGGGUUUUUAGUUGUGGACCAAAUCCAAUGACAAAUAGUGUACAACAAGCAUGUGAUCAAUUAAAUCGUAAAGAAGGUAUUAUAUUUAAACAUCAUUUUGAAAAUUUUUGAAACAUCCUCCUUCCUCAACCACCACCUCCCAAAUAAAUCUGUUGAUUCGAAUCGGAAUUAAUCAUCAUCAACAACGAUCAAAGAAUUUUUUUUUGAAAUAAUGAUGUAAUGUAUAGCAGAAAAUGAUGAAAUAAAU